Molecule: messenger RNA, 3011 nt
Organism: Monopterus albus (swamp eel)
Lineage: Eukaryota; Metazoa; Chordata; Actinopteri; Synbranchiformes; Synbranchidae
Gene: pdss1
Product: prenyl (decaprenyl) diphosphate synthase, subunit 1
Exons: 12
Coding region: 246-1514 (422 amino acids)
Biological process (GO): isoprenoid biosynthetic process; ubiquinone biosynthetic process
Cellular component (GO): transferase complex; mitochondrion
Molecular function (GO): prenyltransferase activity
Source: RefSeq, a predicted model, not a curated record
AAUUGUUGUCGAAUUUAUAGUGGCAUUUGUGAUGCUGCUGACGACACUGCAGCAUCACCUUAGACGGGCCUUUUAAGUGGAGUUGGAAGGGAUCUGGAGAAUAUGCAGUUUUUCACAGUACCGAGCUCAUCGAUUGAGAAUGCUUCUGCAGAGAGGAUCGAUUGGUGACUAAUAAAAAGGUCCUCCACCUACGUCACAUUACUGGCUUCCGGUUCCGGCAUGCCAGGCGCGUGCUGCUCGAAGACAUGGCGGCUCCCUGGUGGAGGCAUUGUAGGAGGUGGAGUACAGUCUGUAUGAACAUGAGUUCAUAUGAAACAGUGUGGCAUUUUAACGGCAGAUCUGUGUCCUCCUCCGCGUUUUUGCUGGGACAGGUGUCUUGGAGCUCAAGGCCGGGGAACGAGAGGCAGCCUCCAGCAUCACCAGCACAGAGAAACCAGAGGAUGUCCAGCUUCACCUCAUCCAUCACCAGAAACAAGGCACAGAUACUGGGUCCCACACUUCAGUCCUGCUGGUGCAGAACGAUACACAGUGAUGCAAAACACAAGGAUCCCUUCACCUUAGCCCAGAGAGACCUAAAGAGUUUAUAUGAUGACAUCAAAAAGGAACUGUUUGUAUCCAGACAAGAGCUGAAGUUUCUCUGUGACUACUACUUUGAUGGCAAGGGCAAGGCAAUCCGACCAAUGAUAGUUGUCCUAAUGGCCCGGGCUCUAAACAUCCACAGCAACAGAGAUGGAGAUCUGCUCCCAGGGCAGAGGGCCAUAGCCAUGAUCUCAGAAAUGAUCCACACUGCCAGCCUGGUGCAUGAUGAUGUCAUAGAUGGAUCAGACAGACGAAGGGGAAAGAGAACCAUCAAUGAAGUGUGGGGUGAAAAAAAGGCUAUCUUGGCAGGAGAUUUCAUCCUGUCCGCCGCCUCCAUGGCUUUGGCUCGUAUCGGUAACAACAUGGUGGUGAAAGUGUUGUGCCAGGUGCUGGAGGACCUGGUGCGAGGUGAAUUCAUGCAGCUGGGUUCCAAAGAGAACGAGAACGAGAGAUUUAAACACUAUCUGGAGAAAACCUUCAAGAAGACAGCAAGUCUGAUUGCAAACAGCUGUAAAGCAGUGUCCAUUCUGGUGAAUUCGGAUCCUGAGGUUCAUGAAAUAGCCUACCAAUAUGGGAAGAAUGUGGGCAUUGCUUUCCAGCUGGUGGACGAUGUCUUGGACUUCACAUCUGUAGCCAGUCAGUUGGGGAAGCCUGCUGCUGCAGAUCUCAAACUGGGCUUGGCCACAGGACCGGUCCUCUUCGCUUGUCAGCAGUUUCCUGAGCUCCAUGCAAUGAUCAUGAGGCGUUUCAGCUGUAAUGGCGACGUAGAUCAAGCCUGGCAGUACGUCCUCCAGAGCGAUGGCGUGCAGCAGACCAACUACCUGGCCCAACACUACUGUCAGGAAGCCAUCAGACAAAUAAGUAUGCUCAGGCCGUCCCCAGAGCGAGACGCCCUCAUCAGGCUCACAGAGAUGGUGCUCACCAGAGACAGGUGAACCUCCUCUGCCGGACUUCACUUCAGGCAGCUACCUCACCUCACACCUGUGUGUCUGCACAGCUCGGGGUCAAGAUGACGACAGUGAAUGUAGCAAUGAGAGCUCAGUUCAAAAAGUCCCCAGGUGCUGUUUUUGUGCCAGUUAAUAAGGUAACAAGCUGAUAAGCCAGAAUCAAGGGAUUAAAAUAGCAUGGAGGGGUUUCUCUGAUGUUUCAUGGCUCUCUCAACCACUCCUAGCACAUACAUGACUGAGCCACUCAAUAAGAUACUUCUUAUUUUAUUGCAAAUCCUUGUGAUUUAAAUUUCCUAUAUGGAAUCCCAGUGAUCAUUUUGGAAAUCAUAAAUUAACAGAUUGCACUGACACAUGUAACCCACUUGUACCCUCCUUUGCCUCAGACUGAGUGACUGCAGUUUGGUACAUGCUACUCCUGAGCUGUGCAGCAGUGUAUAUUACAUGAGAUACAAGUGUGUGUCUAGAUCUGUGUUAGAGGAUAAGGUCAAGUAUUUUCUAUAGUGACAGUAUUUUCAACAGUCCCCAUGCAGAGGCUAAAACCAACAGUGAACUGCCUCAACUCACAGUUGGUAUCUUUGUGUCACAGACCUCCACUGUCAUUCAAAAGCACAAACAUCAGAGAAACUCACCAGUGCGCUGGUUGGCAUAUUUCCUUAUUUCUAAACACCGGACCCUGAUAUUUGUUAAGAAUUUUCAGAGAUCGUGUGCUUGAGCCUUGAUUCAGAUGCUGUAAACAGUUCAGGGCUUUUGGAGCAACAUUUUAAAACGGCAGCAGGGUCUAGUGUGUCUUACUGAGGAAACGCCACCCAGUGCAGCAGUUUCAUUUUUGUUUUUAAUCGAACAACAACAACAGAGGUCUGUGGCACAGACAAAAAGGUGAAUCCAGGCUGGAGACUGACAAACAUUAACUGCGAGUAGAUGCAGUCCGUUGGUUUUCGUCGCUGUACAGGGAGAAAAUUGACAACCUUGUCCUUUAAAGUCUUUGUCUACACCUCAAAGGCCAAACAAUUGUCCUGUGAAAUGUCGAGAUUACAUCUAUACUGUAAAGUGUCCUGUAACAAUCAAGGCCUUGACAACAAGUACUGUGCACUCAAUAAACAAAGGUUUCUUUUUAUAUUUAAUACACCUUUGCUGCUUUGUGAUUAACUCCAGCAACCACACAUGCAUGUUGUACAUAGAAUCGUUUAUUAUAAAAGACUAAUUUUUCACUCAUAUGUACAAAGAGGGCAGACGGGCAGAGAUCUCUACCCAUGAGCUGGACACAUUUUUAGUGGAAAUAAUAUCAAGGCAUGACUGUGGCAAGUAAGUUAACCAUUUGGAAGGACCAGAUUUUCUACAUAAUUUAGUCACAAAUGUAGACAAACACCUUGUGCUUAAGCUAAUAACCACACAAACGGUUACAAUUUUUCAUGUCUUUUUCCCCAAACAAUUCAACCUUAGUUUCAUCGGAAUGUCAAGGUGGUCUUUGGAAAAAACAAAAACAAA